AUGCAAAACGAACGCGCGAGGGACUUUAUGCUCUUCACGAAGGAGAGAUAUUUUGGCGGGACAGGCAGCCCUACCUCGACGAGCACGUACAUAAGACCUAUCGGUGCUGUACUUCCUCUCCUGAAGAUAGAUGUUGUCAUCGAUGCAACGCAGAAGGCAGACGGGAAGCUGGUUUCCAUUAAGACAGUCAAGCGAGACGGCGACGAAGUCCGUAUCGCGAGCUAUCUCUCAAGACCAGAAGUUUCCUCACAUCCUUUGAACCACUGUGUGCGUGUGUUGGACAUCUUCCCGGAUCCUUUCGACCAGGGUGCGGCAUUUAUGGUUAUGCCAUACCUUCGGCCUUUCGACAAUCCCGAGUUGGGUGCAAUCGGAGAAGUCACCGAGUUUGUCCGGGAGACUCUGGAGGUGCGCGCAAGAAUAUGGCAGGGCGCAGAUGCUAAUAUUGUUCCCAGGGACUGGCCUUUAUCCACAGCCAACGUGUUGCACACCGCCGCAAACAUCAUGAUGGACGCUGCGCCGUUGUAUCCGCAGGGUCAUCAUCCAGUACGCCGGCUGGCCAGCUCGGAUAGCAUCUACCUUCUGUCACCGCUAUCUCGCACCGAUCAUCCUGUACGAUAUUAUUUCAUAGACUUCGGUAUCUCUUCUAUGUUCGAGGAGGGGCAAUCGCCGUAUGUUGUCGGGCGGAAAGGACGGGACAAGGAACUUCCUGAACUAUCUGACGACGUUCCAUACGAUGCUUACAAGGUUGACAUCUUCAUACUCGGUAAUCUGUACAAGAAAGAUUUCCUGCAGGUAAAGUAUCACGGUUUUGAAUUUCUUGAGCCACUGAUAAAAGCCAUGACCGCCCGAGACCCUGCACACCGUCCUGAAGCCGAGGUUGCAUUAAAAAUAUAUUACGACAUUCGUCGCGGGCUGAAUCCUCCGCUACUACGCUGGCGACUUCGUCCACGAGACGAAUCGGCGCCCGAACGCAUCAUCUACGACUCUGUCGCAGUUGCACGGGAGGGUAUAUACCGCCUCAAGCAUAUCGUCGGUUAG
This is a messenger RNA of Sparassis crispa, 1038 nucleotides long. RefSeq lists its product as hypothetical. The coding region runs from base 1 to 1038 and encodes 345 amino acids. NCBI's taxonomy places the organism in Eukaryota, Fungi, Basidiomycota, Agaricomycetes, Polyporales, Sparassidaceae. The record is from RefSeq and is a predicted model, not a curated record. The transcript has 4 exons.